This is a messenger RNA of Lytechinus variegatus (green sea urchin), 2512 nucleotides long. RefSeq names its product reticulocyte-binding protein 2 homolog a-like. The record is from RefSeq and is a predicted model, not a curated record. Bases 231 to 1406 code for a protein of 391 amino acids. The transcript is spliced from 5 exons. Lineage: Eukaryota; Metazoa; Echinodermata; Echinoidea; Temnopleuroida; Toxopneustidae.
AGUGAGAGCCCGAACGAACGCGAACGUGAAAUUAUGCAUGCAGAAAUAUCGCGGGAAUGUAGAGAGUGUGCACGAAAUUACAGCCAUAUUUUUUAGGAGCUAUAUAGCGUGCGCCAUAUAUGGUGUGUGUUGUUGUCCCGGGUUCUACUACGAAAUUUUACGAGACGAAUGGGCGAUCGACAUUUAUUUUCACCUGAAUUUUGGCUUAAAUUUUGUCAUAAAUUAUAAUCAUGUCGCAUAAAGGGAUGCAUGGAGAUGCGUUGAAUAGUUCUGGAGCUCACUGGAGAGAUGCAGAAACUAGACUUUUGAUAAAGCUUUGGAGACAGCCGCGAACUCUUGCAGAAGUCAACGAUUCAUCUUCCAGACAAAAAUCCGUGUACCAGCGACUCGCGAAGAUCCUUGUUGCAGCGGGCUACUUUCGGGAUGCAGGUCAGAUCAAGAAUAAAAUUCGCACAAUGACAACGAACUUCAGGAGGUUUUCAAAAAUGAGGUCUGAGGACAGAUCAAGUUGGACGGGACAGGGCAAGCAAAGUUUUCAAUACUUCAAUGAAUUGCGUGAAUUCGUAGACGUCGAAAUAUCAGGCGAGGCGAGUAAAUAUGAUGAUGAUGAUGGAGACAGCUCGAUCUCUGUGCCUGGGGAACAACAAAAUGCGCAAGUGGCAGUGGUCGGGCGCGGAGAAAUUACAGGGUGUUUGCAAGUGCAACGUAUAAAAUUAGAGGACAAUCAUCAGCAAGUACCUGCUCUACCAAGUUCAUCCUCGGUUUUGUUUGACACGAGCAGCUCCAAUUUGACAAAUAGCAUGAAUGAUGGAGCAGCCCUACUUUUAAAUCAAAGUGAUACAUCUGAUCAUCAGUUACAUCAAUUACCUAAUGGCAACUUUGAUGCUGAUGAUAGCCAAGAAACAGAAAUUGUGGAUUCCCAAGAGGCUGAAGUAGGAUGGAUUUCAGAUGAAGAUGAAAUUGUAGAACCAAGGACCAAAGUCAGAUGUCAUAUUGAUUUGAGUAAUAACCAGCACAAUUCAAAGAGAGCAAGCAGAAGGAGCCUGAAGAAGGAUGACUCAGUGAAGGAGCUUGUGAAGAUACUAAUCGAGAAUAAUAUGCAGCGUGAUAAAGUUUUCAUGGAGGCUGAAGAUGCUCAUCGAAGAAUGGAGGCAGAGAGACACACCGAGGAGAUCAGACUUCUGCGGGACCAGAUACAGCUUGAGCGGGAUAGAUUACAAUUUGAGCGGGAGGAGAGGGAAAGGAUGGAACUCGUCAGGAGAGAAGAGGCAGCAAGAGCUGAAAGACUGAGGAGGGAAGAAAUGGAAAGGUCAGAAAAGGUGCGUCUAGAUGAGAGAGAUAGAGAAGAGCGACGUUUUACUUUGAUGAUGGCUCUGAUAAAGGGGGCACAGAAUCAUGGCAGUUAGAUUUUAGCAUGGAUAUGGACUUAAAUCUUCUGAUCUGCAUUCCAAAAUUACUAUCAAGGAUCACAUUUUUCUCUCUAGAGGUUGCGAAGAUCCAUGCAGCAAUCAACUGAUACUUCCAAUUAUAAAGACAGUUACUAGUACACGUUUUUGAUUUCGAGACCAAUGAAAGAAAAUAUGAAUUAUCAGUAGGGUAUUUUAGUUAGUGCAUUUGAAUUAUAAAUUCAAGAUGUCAUUGAAGCAAUCUUCUCUUUCUCAUCAGCAGAGCCCUUUAACAUUCCAGAGCGAAUCUGUUUGAUGUAUUCUUUAUCCAACCCAGUUUUAUUUUAGAUCAAGUUUUUUAAAUUUGGUAAAUGUUUUGCCCAUUCAUUCUGAAUCACCAACAGUAAACUGUGCAGCUAGUAAAUUUCCUGCAACAUGAUUUUUUUAUUAUUAUCGAUAGUUACAUGGAAUAUGUGUCAUAACUAAAUAUAGAGAAUCAUAUACAUAUUAUUUUGAAUGGACUUGUCACAAUUAUAAUAUGAAAGGAAUUUUCUGCAUCCCUGUGAAUGCUGCCAUCCAUGUGUUAGAUCUUCCAAUAUGCAAUAAUCCAAAGCUCUGUAAUGGGUCAUACAGAUUUGAGAGACUUCAACUCAUUGAAAUUGUAUUUAAAUUAAUUCAAGCACAGUGUCAGGAGAAAGUUUUAGGUGACAAGACUUUUGCCCCGGCGGCAAUUGCUCUGGACUUAAUUUCGUCUAAGAGUAAGAUUUAUGGUUAAGUGUGCAAUAGGUUUUUAUGUUAGGUUUAAGAUAGGGUAUAGUUAAAUCCAGGUUUGAAGUUGGCCAUUCCAUUAAUGUGUGAAGUUUGUAGUGGAGCAUAUGUCAUGGAAUGAAAGUUUAUUUUUCUUGUAAUUAAUUUUAUAAAAAAUGAUAGAUAGGCUCAACUAUAAGUGGCGGACUGUGACCCGGAGGAAACAAAGCAUUGGAGGGGCACUGUAUUGUUUGUGAACAAUGCUGUGCGCCUCCAAUGCUUUGUCUCCUCCGGGUCACGGUCCUCAACUGUCAACUAUCAUACUGAUAAAUGUGAUUAACAAGACACCGAUUCCACAUUAAUUAAGAUGUAAUGUGAAA